Ictalurus furcatus (blue catfish) is the source of this 4578-nucleotide messenger RNA. RefSeq lists its product as uncharacterized. Lineage: Eukaryota; Metazoa; Chordata; Actinopteri; Siluriformes; Ictaluridae. The coding region runs from base 340 to 3954 and encodes 1204 amino acids. Gene Ontology annotation, molecular function: protein binding; zinc ion binding. The record is from RefSeq and is a predicted model, not a curated record. The transcript has 12 exons.
CACACAAAUAGUGUUGAAUUUUAACAAAUUAAAAUCAUGCUUGAUUUUUCUCUUUCUAUCUGUCUUUAUUGUCAUUAAUGAUAAAAAAGUGUGUUGGUUAGAGAAGGAGUUCUGUAACACGCAGAAAUCAGUCUAGUGUUUAGUUUUUUAAUAUAAUGAUGGACUGAAUCUGAAGGAAGAAAUCUUCCGUCUUUGUGCUCCUCCUCCAAAACCACCUCCUCAUACACACAGAGAACCAGGAAGUUUAUUUCAAAGGAAACUAAACUCAGAGUUCAGUGCACUGUCUCUCUCUCUCUCUCUCUCUCUUCUCGCUAUCUGUCAGUGUGUGAGUUCAGGAAAAUGGCCGAGGCCAGUAUUUCAGUAGAUCAGCUUUCAGUGGAUCAGUUCAGCUGUCCAGUGUGUCUGGAUCUACUGAAGGAUCCGGUGGCGGUCCACUGUGGUCAUAGUUUCUGUAAGGUGUGUAUUAAUGACUACUGGGAUCAGGAAGAUGAGAGCGGAGUGUAUCGCUGUCCUCAGUGCAGUGACACUUUCACUCCAAGGCCUGUUCUACGCAGAAACAACAUGCUGGCUGAAGUGGUGGAGAAACUGAAGAAGACUGAAGUCCAAGCUGCUUCUCCUGCUCACUGUUACGCUGGACCUGGAGAUGUGGAGUGUGAUUUCUGCACCGGGAGAAAACACAAAGCCGUCAAGUCCUGUCUGAUGUGUCUGGCCUCCUUUUGUGAAACUCAUCUGAAACCUCACUAUAAAGUUCCUUCCUGGAAAAAGCACAAGUUGGUCGAAGCUUCUGGAAAUCUACAAGAGAAGAUCUGCUCUGAGCAUGAGGAAGUGUUGAACAUCUACUGUCGUACUGACCAAAGCUUCAUCUGUUAUCUGUGUAUGAUGGAAAAACACAAAAGCCACGACACCGUCUCAGUUAAAGCGUACAGAACUAAAAAACAGAGAGAGUUAAAGGAGGAGCAGAUGAAAUCCCAGCAGAGAAUCCAGGAGAAGCAGAAGAAGGUGCAGGAGCUGAAACAGACUGUGAACACUAUAAAGCUCAGUGCACAGACAGCAGUGGAGGACAGUGAGAGGAUCUUUACUGAGAUGAUCAGCUCCAUGGAGAAAAGGCGCUCGGAGGUGACGGAGCUGAUCAGAGCUCAGGAGAAGGCUGAACUGAGUCGAGCUGAACGACUCCUGGAGCAACUGGAGCAGGAGAUCGCUGAUCUUCAGAGGAGAGUCACUGAGCUGGAGCAGCUUUCACACACACACGAUCACCUCCACUUCCUCCAGGAAAUAAAGGUUUUAGUCUCCGGCCGUCACUCGACCAAAAUUAUUAGACCAGAUUUUCAGUCUGAUCUCCGUGAGGACUCACGCAGAAUCACUGUCAAUCAACAUCUCUCAUUUGAUGGAGUGAGGAAAUCUCUCUCUGCUCUGAAAAAGAGACUCGAGGAAUUCUGCCUUGAGGAAUUCAUCAAAAUCCCUGAACUUGCUGCAGUAGUUCAGAUCAUUUUAGAACCAAAGAGCAGAGAAUAUCGUCUGCAGUAUUUCUGUGAUCUGACUCUGGAUCCCAACUCAGUAAAUUAUUACCUCAUUCUGUCUGAGAAGAACAGAGCGGUGACACGCAGUGAGAGAAAGCAGCAGUACUCUGAUCAUCCAGAGAGAUUUGACUCCUACACUCAGGUGUUGAGUAAGGAGAGUGUGUGUGGACGCUGUUACUGGGAGGUGGAGUGGAGCGGUGUGAGAAGUGUGUCCAUAUCAGUCUCAUAUAAAGACAUCAGCAGGAAAGGACGGGGUAAGGAGCGUUGGUUUGGAUGCAACAAUAGGUCCUGGAGUCUGUGGUGUUCUUCUUCUUCUUCUCUCUGUUUCUGUCAUGACAACAUUGAGACUGGGCUCGGAGUUCCACCACCCUCCAGAAUAGGAGUGUAUGUGGAUCACAGUGCAGGAACUCUGUCCUUCUACAGCGUCUCUGAUACGAUGAAGCUCCUCCACAGAGUCCACACCACAUUCACUCAGCCUCUAUACGCUGGGUUCUGGCUUGACUCUUUGGGAUCAACUGUGAGAUUAUGCAAUAGGAGUGUUUAUAACCUCUCUGUCUUUGUGCUCCUCCUCCAAAACCACCUCCUCAUACACACAGAGAGCCAGGAAGGUCAUUUCAAAGGAAACGAAACUCAGAGUUCGGUGCACUCUCUCUCUCUCUCGCUCUCUCUCUCUCUCUCUCUCUGUGAGUUCAGGAAAAUGGCCGAGGCCAGUAUUUCAGUAGAUCAGCUUUCAGUAGAUCAGUUCAGCUGUCCAGUUUGUCUGGAUCUACUGAAGGAUCCGGUGACGAUCCACUGUGGUCACAGUUACUGUAAGGUGUGUAUUAAUGACUGCUGGGAUCAGGAAGAGAAGAGCGGAGUGUAUCGCUGUCCUCAGUGCAGAGACACUUUCACUCCAAGGCCUGUUCUACGCAGAAACAACAUGCUGGCUGAAGUGGUGGAGAAACUGAAGAAGACUGAAGUCCAAGCUGCUUCUCCUGCUCACUGUUACGCUGGACCUGGAGAUGUGGAGUGUGAUUUCUGCACCGUGAGAAAACACAAAGCCGUCACGUCCUGUCUGAUGUGUCUGGCCUCCUUUUGUGAAACUCAUCUGAAACCUCACUAUGAAGUUCCUGCUUUGAAAAAGCACAAGUUAGUCGAAGCUUCUGGAAAUCUACAAGAGAAGAUCUGCUCUGAGCAUGAUAAAGUGCUGGAGAUCUACUGUCGUACUGACCAAAGCUUCAUCUGUUAUCUGUGUAUGACAGAUGAACACAAAAGCCAUGACACCGUCUCAGUUAAAGCGUACAGAACUGAAAAACAGAGAGAGUUAAAGGAGGAGCAGAUGAAAUCCCAGCAGAGAAUCCAGGAGAAGCAGAAGAAGGUGCAGGAGCUGAAACAGGCUGUGAACACUAUAAAGCUCAGAGCACAGACAGCAGUGGAGGACAGUGAGAGGAUCUUUACUGAGAUGAUCAGCUCCAUGGAGAAAAGGCGCUCGGAGGUGACGGAGCUGAUCAGAGCUCAGGAGAAGGCUGAACUGAGUCGAACUGAACGACUCCUGGAGCAACUGGAGCAGGAGAUCGCUGAUCUUCAGAGGAGAGUCACUGAGCUGGAGCAGCUUUCACACACACACGAUCACCUCCACUUCCUCCAGGAAAUAAAGGUUUUAGUCUCCGGCCGUCGCUCUCCCGAAAUUAUUAGACCAGAUUUUCAGUCUGAUCUCCGUGAGGACUCACGCAGAAUCACUGUCAAUCAACAUCUCUCAUUUGAUGGAGUGAGGGAAUCUCUCUCUGCUCUGAAAAAGAGACUCGAGGAAUUCUGCCAGGAGGAAUUCAUCAGAAUCCCUGAACACGCUGCAGCAGUUCAGAUCAUUUUACCCCCAGAACCAAAGAGCAGACAAGAUUUUCUGCAGUAUUUCUGUGAUCUGACUCUGGAUCCCAACACAGUACAUUAUUACCUCAUUCUGUCUGAGAAGAACAGAGCGGUGACGUGCAGUGAGAGAAAGCAGCAGUACUCUGAUCAUCCAGAGAGAUUUGACACCUACAGGCAGGUGUUGAGUAAGGAGAGUGUGUGUGGACGCUGUUACUGGGAGGUGGAGUGGAACGGUGUUGGUGUGCACAUAUCAGUCUCAUAUAAAGACAUCAGCAGGAAAGGACGGGGUGAUGAGUGUGGGUUUGGAUGCAACAAUCAGUCCUGGAGUCUGUGGUGUUCUUCUUCUUCUUCUCUGUGUUUCUGGCACAACAACAUUGAGACUGAUCUCGGAGUUCCAUCAUCCUCCAGAAUAGGAGUGUAUGUGGAUCACAGUGCAGGAACUCUGUCCUUCUACAGCGUCUCUGAUACGAUGAAGCUCCUCCACAGAGUCCACACCACAUUCACUCAGCCUCUAUACGCUGGAUUUAGGCUCUACUGGAAUUUAAUCUCUAAUUCAGGAACAACUGUGAGGUUGUGUGAUCCAACAAAAUAAUGAUUUGAGGUGUUUUAUGGUCAGUAAUUUGUCAGUAAAUAAAACUCCAUGCACAUUUCCUCAUUGAUCCCCAUCUGUCAAAUAAAUGUUCAUAUUAAAUCAGUAAAAACACUAAAGAUUAAAACGCUGCAUUUCGACUCGGCCUAGGAUCAUCAGUUACACAUAUAAAGGAAAUGAAAGUGUAAGAUUUGAAUGUAUUCCCAAUGACGUAUAAAAGUUCUACUGAUUUCUGAAAUUAGUGAAGUGAAAUGCCUAAACUCUCUAUAAAUCAAAUCUCUUUAUCAAAUUGGAGAGAAUUUUUAAAGGAAAUUAAAUGAAAUAUUUUGAGCGACAGGAGCAGUGCAGUAGGUAUGUAGCUAGGGAAUCAAAAUGGCCACCUAGUUACACGUUGCAUUAUGGGUACCUGUAUAGGUUGCAGUGAUGUCUGUGAAAGUGAUGAUGAUGAAGAUGAUGAUUUAUAUUAAAAUAUCUAUAUCCAGUUAUUUCCCUAAUCUAAACUAUGUGCACUCAGGGCUGUUUUUGGUCUGACACAGUGGGAGAGCUGAUGGUGGCAGGGAUGUUAGUUUAAAUUAGUUAGUAAUAUUGACAUUUUUUGCAAAUAAUAAAGACAUUUGUAGACACUGA